AAGACAAAGCUGAAGAUGAGUGUGACCACCGCGCUGUCGCUGUCGCUUGCGCUGAUGAGCAUCUCCCUCUCGUCGGUGUCGUCCGCAAAGGUUGGCAAAGGGUUGGAAAUUCCGAGUCCGCUCGCGUUGACUGUCACGACGCGUGCGCGCGCCCGCGCGCAGCUGAGGGUGGUGCAGACGGAGAGCGGCAGCGUUCAGGGUACCAACAAACGCACGGGACUGUUCACGUCCGUGGACGUGUUCAAAGGGAUCCCCUUCGCCGCUAGUCCCGGACUGUGGGAGAAACCGAAACCCCAUCCAGGAUGGGACGGGGUGCUGAAGGCCAGCAAGUACGCCGAGCGCUGCCUGCAGGUGUCGCUGUUGCAGACCAAGACUCGCGGCAGCCUGGAUUGCCUCUACCUCAACAUUUUUGUGCCUCAAGCGAGCAAACUGUCGUCCAACCUGCCCGUCAUGGUGUACCUGUUCGGAGGGGCCUUCCUGCUGGGGGCGUCCAACGACUUGGCCAUCCUGGGAGACUCGCUGUACGACGGCAAGGAAAUGGCCGAGCGCGGGAAGGUCAUCGUGGUGUCGGCCAACUACCGCGUUGGAACCUUGGGCUUCCUCAGCAGCGGAGACGCGCGCAUGCCAGGGAACUACGGUCUGUGGGACCAGCACGCCGCCAUCUCCUGGGUGCGAAGGAACAUUGCCGCAUUUGGAGGAAACCCGGACAACAUCACCAUAUUUGGACAGUCGGCAGGGGCCGCCAGCGUCAGCUUCCAGAUGUUGUCCCCGUACAGUAAAGGUUUGUUCCGGCGAGCCAUCACUCAGUGCGGCGUGGCCUUGAGUCCUUGGGCUCUGCAGAGGGAACCCAUGGCAAUCACCAAGAAGAUCGCCCGUAAGGUCGGCUGUUACCGGAGCGACGAGGACUUGAUGUUGGCGUGUCUUAAGAUGACCGACCCGGUGGGUCUCACCAUGGCGGGAAAAAUUGACAUCCUGCAACUGUUGGGCAACGGCGUGGUCAUGGAUCUCUUGGAACACGCCCCCGUGGUGGACGGUGACUUUCUCCCUGACCAGCCCGCUCGCCUUUUUCACAACGCCGCCGACGUGGACUACAUGGCCGGCGUCAACUCCAUGGACGGGCACAUCUUUGCGGGCGUCGACGUGCCCUCCAUCAACCGCAGGAAUGCAAACACCACCGUGGAGGACGUGAGGGGGCUCCUGAUGGGCCUGACCAAAGAAAAAGGGACGGCGGCCGUGGAAUCGGCAUUCGGCGUCUACUCCGCCCACUGGGGCUCGGCCCCGGAUCCGGCGGCGGUGAAGAAGACGGUGGCUGACAUCGAGACCGACUUCCUGUUCCUGGUGCCGACCCAGACGGCGCUUCAGCUCCACGCCAACCAAAGCGGCUCUGGCCGCACCUUCUCCUACCUGUUCAAUAUGAAGACGCGCAUUCCGGGCUUCCCCCGUUGGGUGGAGGCGGAGCAUAGCGAGGACCUACAGUAUGUCUUUGGCAAGCCUUUUGCGACACCGCUCAUCUACUUCCCGCGACAUCGCGACCUGUCCCGAUACAUGAUUGCAUACUGGACCAACUUUGCCAAGACCGGCGAUCCCAGUCAAGGAAACACUAAGGUUCCGGUCCCGUGGCCCGCCUUUGGCAAAACCCGUCGUCCCUUCCUGACCAUCAACCACAAGAUGACCAAGUCGUCCGUCGGCUACGACCUGAGGCAGAGCUACGUCGCCUAUUGGACCGAGACGUACGGCGCCCUGCCGUCAGCGCGGCCAGCGUGACCCCGACGCACCCGAGACUACGACCGCCUUUUGAGCGGCUAGCGAGACGACGAGCUACGAGGCGCUAUGUUGCCCGAUCAAACUUUGAUUGCUUCAGCAAAUCCAAUAAAAUCCCUUGAAGUGAAAGGAGCGGCGACACUUUUCAAGGAUGUCCGCGUCAAGCCAUCAAUUCAUCAGUAGUAGAGAAAUUGAAGUCUCGACUGGCACCUUCAAGGACCCCGAGCGCUCUCUUUUGGCCAAUGUGUCCUUGGCGAACGCAGGCGCUGGCACGAGACAAAACUCGGGUCAAUCUCUAUUCUUCUUUUAGGGACUGUUUUCAUCUGCAAGUGGCUGCUGGUCACAACAAACAAGCUCAGUGACGAGGCGAGAAAAGACGACUUGGCCUCAGAAAAGCAGCGCGGCCUCUAGACUAUAGAGCUGCCACACGCGCGGCAGCGAAGAUGGCCACGCUUUGCUCCGCCUGGGUGUUCAACGCCGCCGACCGGGGUUGCGUGUGGGUUCUCGCGUGCAAAUUGAGCCACGCUCAAGAUGCACUCUCUCUGCAUGCCAGCACACACACACACACACACACACACACACAUUCUUGGGACCUUCAACUUUUCCUUCAAUAUGCACGGCCGCUGUUGUGGUCUUUCUCGGCAGGAGAUGUCGAGAAUCAUAUUUUGACUCGACUUUUCGUCCUUUGGCGCUCGGCAUAUGAGGGAGACUUCGCCGUCCGUGCAAAUUUGAAUUUACCUGCUGGAAAAAAUCCAAGGCGCCCAUUUGUCCAUCGCCCGUCCACAUAUUCAACAACAAAUAGGCAGACAAUGGGAGUCACGGACCUGCGUGCAGCCGGCCAACGCAAAAUUCAAGGAAAACACUUUGUUUCGUUUGUGCCGUAUAAAAUUUGUGCUGCAACGUUCUCUUAGUUAUGAGAGAUUAUUGCACAGGUCAUCCAGAGUUCACCCAGCCCCCCCCCAACAUUUACUGCCAAAUGGACCCAAAAUGGUGCCGUUCGUUUGUGCUGUCACGGUGUUUAGUGUCUUCUUGAAUUUAGGUUGUAAGAUCCAGGACCUACUGCGACCGAGGUCUCACUUUUUGGCAGGAAAGUAACUCUUGGAGCACGCCUGUACAUGUUUCAACCCAAACUUGAUUUGAGAACUUGCUGAGGUCAGCCACCCUGCGUCCUGUCAACAGCGGCCGGUCGUUUCUCAGACACCCCGUCGUCCACCCCAUUCUACUCCUUCAACGUUGUCGUGCGGCGGGCGGGUCACAAUUGUGCGUAGCUUCUGGUACGUCGUUUUUCUCGCGAAAAUAAGAUGGCAGCCAGAUCCGAUUUGGACUUGUCAAAGAUGAGUACGAUUUUGACUCUCACAUAGAAACUGGGAAAAAAAUAUUUUACGAGUUUGUCUUCAACCAAUUCAAAAUAAAUCAACACAAGGGAGAACAACAAAGCUCCUUUUCAGUA
Messenger RNA from Syngnathus typhle (broad-nosed pipefish), 3211 nucleotides. RefSeq names its product bile salt-activated lipase-like. Lineage: Eukaryota; Metazoa; Chordata; Actinopteri; Syngnathiformes; Syngnathidae. Gene Ontology annotation, biological process: neuron cell-cell adhesion; postsynaptic membrane assembly; synaptic vesicle endocytosis. Gene Ontology annotation, cellular component: cell surface; synapse; postsynaptic specialization membrane. The coding region runs from base 16 to 1764 and encodes 582 amino acids. The record is from RefSeq and is a predicted model, not a curated record. Gene Ontology annotation, molecular function: sterol ester esterase activity; triacylglycerol lipase activity; signaling receptor activity. The transcript has 11 exons.